CAACAGCACCAGGGCAGCCCCUCAGAGUGAUACUCAUCUCCAUGGAGACAUGAAGUGUCCGCAGCUCCUGUUCGUGUGUUGGUGCUCCAGCAUCCUCGCUGUGAGCAGCAGCAGCACAGCUGAUAGAUAUUCCUGUGUGAGUGCCUUCUGGAACGAAGUCGCAUGUGUGUUGAAGAUCACUGGUGAUCCUGUGGCACAGUCCAACACCAACUACAGCCUGAAGUUCACAAAUAUCAGGGACGAUAAAAGGUACACUUGUCCACUCAUCUUGAAGAAUCACACUUACAGUUGUGUCUGCACAGUCUUUGACAGAAGAGUGUUCACCUCUAGUACUACGUACAACGUGCAACUGUGUAAUGACUCCGGCUGCCGUUCACUCAUCAAGGGAUUUACACCAUCAGAAAACAUUCAGCUGACACCCCCGGAUGAAGUUGAUGUCCAACAAACACCAGAGGUUUUCAACAUCACCUGGAAAAGUAUGUAUGAAGACCAUAAGUACUUAAAUGAUUUCCUCGACUACGAAGUCCUCCUCCAGAAAUCUCCCAACAGUGAGAGCAAGACACUUCACAGGCGUGAGGAGUUUGCAUCGAUUUUACGGUUACAACUUGAAGCACAUGCUACAUACUGCACUCGAGUGAGGUCCAAUGUCAGGGGAGAAUAUAACACCAGUUGGAGUCAAUGGAGUCCACAGAUAUGCUGGAAAAACAAAGUGCAAGAGGAACAAGAAAACAUAUUGAUAACUUUGACCAAAUCUCUGGUCCCGGUGUGUGUGGUUGUGGGAGUUCUGGUAUUUGUGUUCCACAGCCCCGCUGCAAGAAUGAAGAUAAAAACUCUGUCCCACACGCCGUCGCCCGCUCCUUUCUUUCAACCUCUGUUUCAGCAACAUGAAGGAAACCUCAAGGAAUGGCUCUCACCUCAAGGUAAAUACGCACUAGUGUACAAAACUGACGAGAUCUUGAUAAACGAUGCUGUGACUGUUGAACCAAAACCCAAAACCAAGGACCCAGAGGAGAACCAGGACCUCCACAUCACUGCAGCUACACAACUGACAUUCCCUCAAUGUCAAACCUCCUACGUUGGCUUGCCUGGGAUGCACGUGGCGCCCCAGCCGAUAACCACGGUCCAUCCUGCAGGGGACACUUCUUACACUCGGCUCCCUGGAUCUGUCUGGGGCUGCAGCAUAGGGGAAGUACCAGUAACGCCGUUGCCGCCUCAAGACGUCUUCGAGAGCAGCUGCACUGACUCUGGUUGCAGCUGCGACGAUCUGACCCCAAGCCCAGAGUGCAGUUUACCCAACAGUCCUGUUGAAGCCAGUUCGCCGCCACGUUACUGUAAAGAUUACUGCAUCCUCAACAAAACAGCAGAGGGUGUGGUUCCUGUUUUAGUGUGCAAAUGAACGAAGAGCACAUAUAUAUUCCAUCUGAUUCCCAGCAUGAGGACGAGAGCUAAAAAAUGUUAAAACCUGUUCACUGGUGGCACGGAUCACAGCGGCUGGUUGUUUCAGGGGAGGGUCAGAAUCAGGCUGUUAUGCAUAUGCCCAAACUAUGUUGUAUUUGCCUUGUUUGUAUUUUAUGUCCAGUUAUACUUUCUGGGCAUUCCUUUCACAUUGAAGCUGAUAACUCUGAACUCUGACAUCUUGUCCAGGGGCCGAGGGUUUAUAGAGCAAGGAUGACAGGAGGCAAAGGCGGGGACCACCUAGAAAAGUGUGGAAUCAACACCGAUGCUCAGUGUCGACUCACCAGACCAUCGGCCACAUCUUCUGUGGGAGCCCACUGGUCCCAUUUGCUUUGACACCUGAAGGAGACAAACAACUGGCGCGAUAAGACAUGAUGAUGAUGAUGAUGACUUGUUUGGGUUUUUUUGGCUUGAGAAAAAUGCUUGUAGAUAAUUGCCGGGUCGUCCUCCACCUUCCAAUUAUUGAAAUGUUGAUGAAAGCUACGAGUGUUUUUCUUUAGGGAGGGCAAAAGGCGCUGCUCUUAAAAUAAAGGGGAUGAAUCAAAUGCUCAUGCUGUGCUGUACAGUUUUUCCUUCAGGGGAUCAAUAAAGAACGAUUCAAACACA
This is a messenger RNA of Hippoglossus stenolepis (Pacific halibut), 2061 nucleotides long. Its product is annotated as interleukin-21 receptor. Bases 50 to 1396 code for a protein of 448 amino acids. The transcript is spliced from 9 exons. Gene Ontology annotation, biological process: cytokine-mediated signaling pathway; immunoglobulin mediated immune response. NCBI's taxonomy places the organism in Eukaryota, Metazoa, Chordata, Actinopteri, Pleuronectiformes, Pleuronectidae. Gene Ontology annotation, molecular function: protein binding; cytokine receptor activity. Gene Ontology annotation, cellular component: membrane; external side of plasma membrane. The record is from RefSeq and is a predicted model, not a curated record.